Messenger RNA from Chlamydomonas reinhardtii, 2189 nucleotides. RefSeq lists its product as uncharacterized. The transcript has 12 exons. Lineage: Eukaryota; Viridiplantae; Chlorophyta; Chlorophyceae; Chlamydomonadales; Chlamydomonadaceae. The record is from RefSeq and is a predicted model, not a curated record. Bases 347 to 1402 code for a protein of 351 amino acids.
CAGACAUAUGCUAGGCUUGCGCAACAUACUGUGACACACUUCCUUCUUCGCCCGUUGCUCGGUAGCUUGUCAGACUGAUCCAAGCGCACACUGGAGUUGUAUGCGAGCAAUAGAACCAAUCCGGCACAGAAGAAGCAAAUUAUCCGAAGCGCGUUGGCAGCUUACCAUGCGUUUGGCGACUGGCGCGCUCGUCGCGUCUCUGCUGGCCUUUGCAGCAUGGGAGGUCGUGGGGAGCACAGCAACCACUGACGCUGCCUUAAAAGUACCGGCUAGCGUGAAAUGGACGCCGCGCCCGAACAGCAAAGCAGCGGGCGGGGAUUCGCCUGCCUCUGAACUCUCUAAAUCAAUGGACCUGCUAUCUAAGGGAAAAUACGAGACCCUUAAGGACGUGGAGGUGGUGUGGCAGCUGCCGGCUGCGGGCGCGGCGGCGGCCAAGGGGGUGGUGUUCCUGGCGCACGGCUGCAGCCACGGCGCCGUGGACUUCUGGCCCAAGAGCGCGGGCUGCCCGCAGUGCACAGGCCUGCCCGAGGAGAUGAACAUCACGCUGCACGUGCUCACACGGGGCUACGCGGCAGUGGCCAUCUCCAGCUAUGACCGCCGCAUGUCCAGGUGCUGGCAGAACAUGUGGGGCUCUCGGGAUGAGAUCCUCAACUCCGCAUCCGACCAGGCGGACUUCACCCGGGUGGAGACUGCCCUGAAGGCGCUGCUGGCUCGCGAGCGCCUGGAGGCGGCGCCGCUGUUCGCGUUCGGCGCCUCCAGCGGCGGCGGCUUCGUGCUGGGCCUGCCGCCGGUGAUGCCGGGCGUGUUCAGCGGAGUGGCGGCGCAGAUCAUGGGUGGAGCGCCCAAGCAUUUUGAGGCCUACGAGCGCGCUCGCGAGACGGACAGUGUGGUCAGCCACUGGCCGCCCACCGCGCUGGUGCACAUGCCGCGGGACGGCCACAUCGGCACCCUGGUGGGCAUGAACCUGCAGGAGCUGAAGGCGCUGAAAAUCCCGCACUUGGAGAUCCAGAUCCCGCCGCAGCCCCUCACGCCCCUGUACAUGGUGCAGCGCUGUGCCCCUGAGGUGGAUGAGGCCACCAGCAAGGCCAUCUACGAAGCACUCAAGGCCGCGGACUACCUGGACGCGGAGGGCUUCCUGCGCCACAACCCCCGACUGGCGCCAGACUGGCGCCUGAUCCUGCAGCGCGCCAACGUGCCGGGCGUGACCAGCGGCAAGCUGCGCCUGGAGCCCGACCUGAGCCCCCUGGCGGAGGAGCUCAACCACCUGUACGGCGCGCACGAGAUCAGCUCCGAGUCCACCACCGACCUGUUGGACUGGUGGGAGGCGAGCCUGGCGGCCAUCCCCGCCGACAUGCGGGCGGUGGGGAUACACGGCGAGCAGGUGGAGACCGUGAGGCGGUGAGGCGGUGAGGGUGACAAGGCUGUGAUGAGGCGGUGAUGGUGACAGGGUGGGGUGCGGAGUUACUAGAAGAUUAGAACCAAAGCUCAAGGUAAGGUCAAGUGUUGAGCGAGUUCUUGGCAUGUUAGCAAGAUGGCUAUAUGGUAUUGUGGUGGCCGAUUCUUUUGGAUGAGCAGCUUAUGGUGGCAACUGGAGGUCAGCCGUGGUGGCGUAGGCCGGUGCUCGGGGGUUGGCGAGUGCGUGGUCGCGCUGGUGGCGGACGAGGAGAGGGGUAGCCGUUCAUGGGGCACGGAGUGAUUGGGGGCGCGUACCGGUAUUCAUGACACGUAGGCGCGCAUUUGGUGCACCGCACCGGCGGGGGAUAUUUUGUACUGACACCUGCUUUAUGACUGGGUGGGUACCGUACCGGUAUGUGCGGGACGGGACGGGGGCUUCAUGUCUGCACGUGAGCACGUGUGUAUCAAUGUUUGCAUGGCUGAGUGCUGGGCGCGGCGGGUGAGCGUGUGUGUUGGACCCUAGGAGCGGCACCAAGCUCCUUCCGGCUGUGGCUGUGGGCUUCAUCGCGUCUGCGCGUGGCUGUGGCCAUUACCUGUGGCCAUCACCUGUGGCCAUUACCUGCGAUCAUUACUACUCGUUAGCCCGUUCGGGCACGUGUGUGUCGGUGAGGGCACCCAAAAGCACGUCAAGGGCUCAACUCCAAGAAAUGCACACAGCGCACUGGUACGGUGUCACGUGAGGUCCAGCCGUGUGUUCCGGCGGCUACCUGCUGAACUGCUGUUCCCGAAUGGCC